AUGGCAAAGCUGGAGGAUCUGCUGGAAGACCUGAAAAAUGAGAUUGAGAAGAGGCAGGCAAAAAAUGCCACCAAACUCUCAGAGAUUUCCCAGCUGGACACCCCGACACAAUGGCAAGAAGAGAAGAAUCAGCAAUCGGAUGUGAAAAGCACCAUCAGCAGGCGUGGGAAAGUGACUUUCCAGCUGCCAGUAGGUGUUUCUUCAGAGUCAGAAGAGAGAGUUUGUCGCUUCUCAUGGAGGAACAAUGCUCUGAAGGAAACUCUGAAGAAGCUACAAGCCACCAUGACCCUGGACCCCAACACAGCUCAUCCUGACCUCAUCCUCUCCGAGGACUGUAAGAGCGUGAGACGUGGGGGAGGACGACGGGACCUGCCCGAUAACCCUGAGCGAUUUGACUACUGGCCCUUCGUGCUGGGUUGCCAGGGUUUCAUGGCUGGCCGACACUUCUGGGAGGUGGAGGUGGGGGACGGGGGGGAUUGGGCUGUGGGGGUGGCCCGUGAGUCCAUUUGUCGGAAGGGGCAUCUCAGCCUUUGCCCCCAAGGAGGGAUCUGGGGGGUGGAGAAAUGGGGGGGGCAAGUCCGGGCACUCACCACCCACAAGGUCACCCUCCUACCCCUCCGCUGGGUGCCCCGGAGGGUCAGCAUCCACCUGGACUAUGGUGGAGGGACGGUGGCGUUUUUUGACGCAGAUGAAGGGAGGCUCAUGUUCAUUUUUUCUCAUGCUUCCUUCACUGGUGAAAGGGUCCGUCCAUGGCUCUGGGUGGUGGGGGCCAGGUCCCAGCUCAGGUUGUGUCCCUGAGACAUGGGAAGCAGUGUCCUCCCCACGUUUUAUGGCCUCAGGGGAAAAACACAUGCCUUCUUGCUGCCCUUGGGAUCAUGGGGAACAGGAGAAAUCGGGACUUUGGCUUUUGCAUUUCCUUUUCACCAUGAAACUGGGUGAUUGAUGCACAGGGAAUAAAAGAAGAGAUAAACCUGAGAAAAAGAAGGCAAAGAGGGUGAAAAAGCUCUGGAGAGGGGACGCUGGGGCAUAGAAAUGUGAAAUAGUGGGAAAAGGGGGAAAAUCUAGAGUGGUGGCAAGGAAAAGGCAAGUUUUCCCAAGGUUUGCCUACUUAAGCAUAGAUGUCCCCAUCUGAGACAGUCACCUCCAAACCAAGGGGGUCCAAACAUUACCUUUUUUUUGUUCUUUUUUUCCCAAACC
Molecule: messenger RNA, 1197 nt
Organism: Falco peregrinus (peregrine falcon)
Lineage: Eukaryota; Metazoa; Chordata; Aves; Falconiformes; Falconidae
Product: E3 ubiquitin-protein ligase TRIM39-like
Exons: 6
Coding region: 1-798 (265 amino acids)
Molecular function (GO): protein binding
Source: RefSeq, a predicted model, not a curated record